Messenger RNA from Ostrea edulis (European flat oyster), 1365 nucleotides. RefSeq lists its product as uncharacterized. Gene Ontology annotation, molecular function: nucleic acid binding. The transcript has a single exon. The record is from RefSeq and is a predicted model, not a curated record. Lineage: Eukaryota; Metazoa; Mollusca; Bivalvia; Ostreida; Ostreidae. The coding region runs from base 1 to 1365 and encodes 454 amino acids.
AUGACCAGAGACCCGCGGAAAAAUCUGUUGUUGCAAGAGGAAGUGUCUUUACUUCUCCAAAAGAAUGUAUUGGAAGAAGUAAGUCCACCUCUAGGUUGGGGGUUCUACUCUCGUCUCUUUCUUGUACCCAAAAAGAAUGGACAAAUGAGACCUGUGUUGGACCUCUCUUUUCUGAAUCAGUAUCUGGUGAUUCCACAUUUCAAAAUGGAGACCAACAGGUCGAUCAGAACCUCUCUCCAUACAGGGAUGUGGACGUCUUCUUUAGAUCUGACGGAUGCUUAUUUUAUCCGUCCCAUUCAGUGGUAUCUUCUGGAAUUUUGGGUACCAGCCCCACAACAGUGGGAAGCUGUUAUUCCCAUUCUUCCCAGAUUGUAUCCUCAUCUUCUGUGGUGGUCAGUGGGAGAGAAUGUUAUGAUAGGGUGCUCGCUAGACCCCCCAGUUCCUUCUAUGACCCUGUUUACAGAUGCUUCUCUGACAGGCUGGGGAGCUACCCUGGAAGGCAGAGAGGCAUCAGGUAUAUGGUCCGGUCUCCAGUUGACAGAACACAUCAAUUUACUGGAGAUGCGGGCUGUUCUUCUGGCAUUGAAACACUUUUCCCAAUUUGUUCAGGGUCAAUCUCUGAUGAUAGCCACAGACAAUACAACAGUAGUGGCUUAUCUGCAGAAUCAGGGCGGCACACAUUCUCAGUCUCUUUACCUUCUGUGCAAAGAAAUUCUGUUGUUUUGCCGUUCCCUGGGAAUUCGCUUGUCAGUCAGGCAUGUUCCUGGCAAUCUGAAUCUAGUAGCGGAUGCUCUCUCAAGGUCACUGCAUCCAGUGAAUACAGAAUGGGAGUUACAUCCAGCAGUCUUUCAGGAGAUCUGUCUCAAGUGGGAUCGUCCUCAUAUAGACCUCUUUGCUACGCAUCUGAAUUGCAAACUGCCAACGUUUGUCUCUCCGAUUCCAGACAACAAAGCUUUAGCAGUGGAUGCAAUGUCUUUCGAUUGGAAGGGGAUGUUUUCUUACAUGUUUCCUCCUUUUCGCCUUCUUCCCAAGAUUUUACACAAAAUCAGGGUAGAAAUUUGCAAGACCAUUCUUAUUGCUCCAGCAUGGCCAAAACAAUCUUGGUUUCCAGAUCUUCUUCAACUGUGUUGUGCGAGACCAAUUCUUCUUCCUCUCAGGAAAGAUCUUUUGUCUCAAUUCAAAGGCAGGAAAGUUCAUCAGAAUCUUUCCAACCUCCAUCUACACGCAUGGUUACCGUCAGGGAAUCUCUCAGACAGGAUGGCUUUUCUGACAGAGCAGCCAAACGUAUCUCUAGUUCGGUCAGAAAAUCUACAGGAGCAAUUUAUGACUCUAAGUGGAACAUCUUCUGUUCUUGGUGUUGUUUAA